GUUCUGGUACCGGAAGGCACAUUUGAUGCCAGAUUUUGCGACUCUCUGUUUUGAUCCUGUUGUUCAUUAACGUCCUCAGGUGAGAACACCGUCAACGUGAAAGCAGAAGGUCGUCUUAUCUCAUCCCCGCAAUUCCCAUGUGGAUAAAUCAAUUCUUCACUGUUUUUUAUUGGUAAACAUGACCAAAGAUACUUGAAACAACAGAGUUAAAUCUGGAUUACGAAAAGAAGCAUUACUGGAUUUUUUGCAUAUAUAAUCAGACAGCGUGUGCUUGAAACGUGGACGUUGUUACAGAAGUUUCUAUUAAUUUCCUUUCAAAUCACCUUUUUGCGCUUUUUGUCCACAUUUUGACUCUUAGCCUUAAUGGAUUGCCGCAGAUGGUUGUUUGUAUGUGUUUUUUGGACAGUCUUAAAGCAAAGUCACUUCAUAAGUCAGUCUUGCUUCAAUGGAAGUAAUAUGAUGACUGUUGUUUUGUUGGACGACGACGUGUCGCCGUGGAGUAUCAAUUUUGUGAAGUCCGCAGUUUUGAGAGCAGUUGAACAUGAUUCUGAAAUCAACUUUAUAGACGGUGUGAGUCGCAAUUUAACAGUCAACUUCAAAGGGUUUCAAACCAUUUAUUACCUGCGAAAAGGCUGCACCAGUAGCAUCUGCGAGGGGGUCGAAAUUCUAAAUGAUCUAAAGUAUAAAGGUGAGGUGGGAUGUGCUCUCCUGGGACCAACCUGCACCCUUGCUACUUUCCAAAUGGUUGAUGUGGAGAUUGGCCUUGACCUCAACAUGCCCAUCAUCUCAGCGGGAAGCUUUGGACUGUCCUGUGACUUCAAAAAAGAGCUCACUCGCCUUCUGCCUCCAGCGCGAAAAAUCUCGAGCUUCUUCGUUUCAUUUUGGGAAUUUGAAGAUCAUAUCAAGCCUACGUGGAAAACUGUGUACAUAUACAAGAAACUGAAUAACACAGAGGACUGUUUUUGGUACAUGAAUGCUCUUGAGGUGGAUUCAGCGCCCUUUUCAUCGAGUUUAGAGAAGCGAGUCAUUCUACGAAGAGAGGAAGAGCUCAGCGAGGCUCUGGACAGCAAAGAUCGGGCGAGUAAUUUGUUUAUUAUAUGCGGAGGGCCUGAUGACAUAAUGGAUCUUAAGAAUGGCACUCAAUUGGACUCAGAUCCAGGAACUGCUUUUCUUCUUAUUGAUCUUUACAAUGACAUCUAUUACAAUGGGUCAUCUAACCCUGCUAUGAGGAAUGUCCUGGUUCUAACAAUGCCCAACACAAGAAUGUAUACUAUUGACACAUCUGGUAACAACACGAUGAAUGAUUACAUUGCAGCAUAUCAUGAUGCAGUACUGCUGUUUGGGCAGGUGAUAAGAAACAUCUUUACCAGCUCUGACUAUCAGCAAAUAGAGACAGUGAGCGUUAACUACUUCAGAAAUGUGUCUUUCAAAGGUAUCGCUGGAGAUUAUGAGCUGGAUGAGUAUGGUGACAGGGAUCUGAUAUUUUCUUUGAUAUACACUAAUAAUGACAUUGAGUAUAAAGUUCUUUAUGAGUUCAACACCACGACCAACGUUACAUAUUUAAAGGACAUCAAUCCAGACUUUAUUUGGCCUCAGCUUCGUCUACCUGACGACCAUCCAGAUACUAAAGGCCAGCAGAUCCAGGACAUUGUAAUAACAUUGGGAGCAACUGUUGUUGGAGUGAUGGCUACACUUGCCUUCAUCUUUUACUGGCAAAACAGAUCUUAUCGUAACAUGCAGAAGAAAUGGUCCCACAUUCCAUCAGAGCUCAUCAUACCUUUAGAGUUGAACGAGAGGAAUAUGAUCAGUUUGAAGAUUGAAGAAGACUCGAAAAAAAGUAAUAGUUACAACUUACGCCGUGCACGCUAUGAUAAAAAGAUGGUUAUACUUAAAGAGUUGAAGUACACAGAUGGAAGCUUUACUGAGAAACAGAGGAGAGAGCUCAAUGCGCUUUUGAAAAUUGAUUAUUACAACCUGACCAAAUUCUAUGGGACAGUCAAGUUUGACAAUGAGGUUUUUGGAGUGUUUGAGUAUGGAGAGAGGGGUUCCCUAAAACAUGUGCUUAAAGAAAAGAUUUCAUACCCAGAUGGGACUUUCAUGGACUGGCAGUAUAAAAUCUCUGUGAUGUAUGACAUCGCAAAGGGCAUGUCUUAUCUCCAUGCAAGCAACAUUGCUGUCCAUGGCCGACUUAAAUCCACCAACUGUGUGGUUGACAACCGUAUGGUAGUGAAGAUUGCGGACUUUGGCGUCAAUACUAUUCUCAGUCCCAGUAAAGAUCUUUGGACAGCCCCCGAACACUUGCGGAAACAGGGAAUCUCUCAGAAAGGAGAUGUCUACAGUUUUGCUAUUAUUUCCCAAGAGAUCAUGAUAAGGAAGUGCACAUUCUACACAACCACCUGCUCAGAUCGCGCUGAGAAGCUGGCCAGAGUGCAAUACCCCAGUCUGACCUCUUGUUUCAGACCUGAUCUAAACUUUGAGAAUGCAGGUGAAAGAGAACGAGAGGUUUGCAUGCUGAUCCAAAAUUGUUGGGAUGAGGACCCAGACAGAAGACCAGACUUCAAAAAGAUAGAAUUCACACUACGAAAGAUUGUCAGUCUAGACAACCGGGCAGAUGAGAGUUACAUGGAAAACCUGAUUCGGAGGUUGCAGAUGUAUUCCCACAACUUGGAGCGUCUGGUUGAGGAACGCACGGCUCUGUACAAGGCUGAAAGAGAUAGAGCAGACAACCUAAACUUCAUGCUGCUGCCAGGACCGGUUGUGCGUUCUUUAAAGGAAAAAGGAAUGGUGGAACCUGAGCUUUUUGAAGAGGUCACCAUCUACUUUAGUGACAUUGUAGGCUUUACCGCAUUGUGCUACUAUAGCACACCUAUGGAGGUGGUUGACAUGCUUAAUGACAUCUACAAGAACUUUGACAGCAUUCUUGACAAUCAUGACGUCUAUAAGGUUGAGACUAUUGGGGAUGCCUACAUGGUGGUCUCUGGUCUGCCUCGGCGGAAUGGAAACAGACAUGCAAUGGAUAUCUGCCACAUGGCUCUGGAUAUCUUGGCCUUCAUGGGCACAUUUCAGUUACACCAUUUGCCCGGCCUGCCAGUGUGGAUCCGUAUUGGUGUGCAUUCAGGUCCUUGUGCUGCUGGUGUUGUGGGAAUUAAAAUGCCCAGAUAUUGCCUGUUUGGAGACACUGUGAACAUAGCAUCUCGCAUGGAGUCCACGGGCCUACCAUUGAGAAUCCAUGUGAGCGAGUCAACCAUCAGCAUUCUCCAGCGCACAGACCGCAAGUUUGAGUAUGAAAAGAGAGGAGAAACAUACUUAAAGGGUAAAGGAAAAGAAACAACGUACUGGUUGACGGGAGUUACAGGGCAAGAUCAUAACCUCCAGACGCCUCCAACAGGAGAAAACAUGCAACACAUGCAACAAGAUCUGGCUCAAAUGCUCAAGACUUGCCUAGAGAAGCGUCCCAGUAGCAUGCGGAAAAGAAAGACCCUGUCAACACGCCAAAAGAAGCUUGGAGCCGAAAUUGAGAUGGAGUGCACAGAGCAGCCAGAGUAUCUUCAUCUGGCCACUGAUGACAGUACAUUUCUGUAAGAACAUAACACACGACCAUAAAAAUAUUUGGACAGCAUUCGCUUGUUGACUGUACUGGAAAUACUCCUAAAUAAAUGUAUAUAUUUUACCCUAAAUUAUUUAUUUAUUAUUUAUUUUAUCAAAUUAAUUCAUUUAUCUACCUAGUUAUCGAGCAUUAUUUUUAUCAUCAGUGAUUUUGAGCUUUCAUUUAUUAUUAAUUUUAUUGAAUAAAUAAUUGUAAUUGUCCUUGACAAAGCAUUACUUCCACCCAAAAAUGAAAAUCCUGUCAAAAAUUACUCAUCCUUACAUUGUAAUUUCUUUGUUUGGUUGUACACAAAAGAAAUAUAUUUGGGAAAAAUGUUAUCAACUGAGAUUUCUGGAGCACCAUUGAAUACCAUAGUAGAAUUUUUUUUAUAUUUCUAUGUUCUGUUUAAAAGAAUUUGGGAAAGCAACCAGUUCUGAGAAACUU
Molecule: messenger RNA, 4030 nt
Organism: Triplophysa dalaica
Lineage: Eukaryota; Metazoa; Chordata; Actinopteri; Cypriniformes; Nemacheilidae
Gene: gucy2cb
Product: guanylate cyclase 2Cb
Exons: 27
Coding region: 364-3582 (1072 amino acids)
Biological process (GO): intracellular signal transduction; cGMP biosynthetic process; protein phosphorylation
Molecular function (GO): ATP binding; peptide receptor activity; guanylate cyclase activity
Source: RefSeq, a predicted model, not a curated record